Molecule: messenger RNA, 1309 nt
Organism: Anarrhichthys ocellatus (wolf-eel)
Lineage: Eukaryota; Metazoa; Chordata; Actinopteri; Perciformes; Anarhichadidae
Gene: cntd1
Product: cyclin N-terminal domain containing 1
Exons: 7
Coding region: 227-1309 (360 amino acids)
Biological process (GO): reciprocal meiotic recombination
Cellular component (GO): site of double-strand break
Source: RefSeq, a predicted model, not a curated record
UCCAAUGGCGAUUCCCGUCACGACGUUUCGCGUCCGCAGCUUCUGUGUUUUCUUCUUCCACUGCUGGAGCUCUACCUGCCGGAUGAAGUGCAGCUGUCCUUCAGAAAUAGCCUCUUUUGUCGGGUCUAUCCUGGUCGCAACGGGGGUACCGACGUGCUCCUUCGGCGUCUUGUCGGCCAUGUUUGCAGCGAGUGAAGUAAUAACACAUUGACGGUGCACCGGCUAAAUGGAGCCCCCACCGGCAGCUUUAAAGUUCCUACCAGGAGACGUUGAAAACCGUGGAAACACCGCCAUCUUCUGGAAGGAUACAAGCUUAUACUUGACAAACACAAACUUGCUUUUCUGUAAAUAUAUUUUUUCUGCUAAAAUGGCGAAAAGUUUCUUUAGUACGCCAAGCCAAAGUUUAAGUUUCAAGUUUCGAGAAGCUUCCUUUGACCUACUCACAGAUUUUCUCGUUGAUCUCAACGACAGAAACAAAGACAACCUCAACAGUUUAUCAAAAUGUAGUGGAGUGUUCAAAGAUACAAAACUAAUGGAAUACAUCUUCCUGAUAACACAAGACCUCGGUCUCGAUCCGCUGGCCGGAUACCAUGCCAUCGAAUUCCUUCAAAGGUUCAUGGUCAAGCACCUUACGGAUUUGUUGACCACGCCCACACUUGAAGGUGCAGCUGCUGAUCGACCAGGAAGUCAUGAGGAAGCUGUGUUGGCCAAGCUCAAAGACAAAUUCCCCCUCAUAGUCUUCUCCUGCGUGCAACUUGCAAGCAAACUGUCUUUGCACAGUCACAUAAUCGACAACAAUACAGCUGUGCGCUUUCUGCAGUCAGUCGGCCACAGAGUUUCCAAGCAGACUCUCCUGGAAUCAGAGCUGAUGGUCUUAAAGGGGCUUGAGUUCAGACUAAAUGCUCCCAACCCGCUGACAUAUGUGGAAAUCCUUCUGGAGGUGCUGGGACAUAACGAGCCAUCCAUCCCCGUGGAGCGCCUGCACCAACUGUGCCACCUUGUCCUCCAGUUCGUCAGCCUGCAGAGGGCCGCCAUCUACGACUCCUUGUUAGUGACGACCACUCGGUGUGUCAGCCCAUCCGCAGAACACAGAGAGAGGUUUGUGACAGUGACUGAGGACUGCAUGCUUGUUGGUGUCGGUGUCAUCGCUGUGGCUACAUUCAUCCUCUACGUCAGAAACUGGGAACAGGUAGUUGGAGAGCUGAGCCACAUCACAGGAAUCUCAAGGAGGAGCAUCAGUGAUUUCACUCAUGUGACUUUGAUGCACAUUGUUGGAACCAGUUCCUCUGUCACAUCAACUCGAGUCUAG